AUGCGGGACUUGGCCCGGCGGCUGCUGACUGAUGACGAGGUGCUGGCGGUCAUCCGCCACUGCUCCAGGUACGUGCAUGAGGGUGGCGUCGAAGACCUGGCGAGGCCCCUGCUGGCCAUUCUGGACAGGCCUGAGAAGCUGCUGCUGCUGCGGGACAUCAGGAGUGUGGUGGCCCCCACGGACCUGGGUCGCUUCGACAGCAUGGUGCUGCCCGUGGAGCUGGAGGCCUUCGAGGCCCUCAAGAGCAGGGCAGUUCGGCCACCUGCUUUGAGGUCGACCCGGCAGGACACACCACCCAAGCGUCACCUUAUCACCCCUGUGCCCGGUAAGUCAGAGUCGCAGAGACCAGGGAGGGGACACAACCUUGGGGAGUCUAAAGAGCGGAGGAAGGGGCUUUUUAGCCCUGCCCCACCCAAGGGACACUGUGGUUCCCUGAAGGAAAGCCUGUGUCCACCAGACCCACUGUGGUGACACCCACUCGCCAUUGUUUACUCAAUAGUUGGUUUGAACCCACUCACUUUUUAAAUCUAGUCUC
This is a messenger RNA of Tupaia belangeri chinensis (Chinese tree shrew), 535 nucleotides long. Its product is annotated as PDZ domain-containing protein 7-like. The record is from RefSeq and is a predicted model, not a curated record. Lineage: Eukaryota; Metazoa; Chordata; Mammalia; Scandentia; Tupaiidae. Bases 1 to 471 code for a protein of 156 amino acids. The transcript is spliced from 4 exons. Gene Ontology annotation, biological process: sensory perception of sound; auditory receptor cell stereocilium organization. Gene Ontology annotation, cellular component: stereocilium tip; cilium; stereocilia ankle link complex.